UACAGCCCUGAAACGUCGAUAAAGAGACAAGUCAGUUCAUGGAUAGCUCUGCUACGAAGUCGUUUACUUGAUAGAGUUUUCAUCAAUUUUCUCAAAUUUAAAAAAUUUCAUACUAGUGACUGAAAAAUGAUUUCAAGAUUAAUGGUUAAAUGCUAGAUAUAAUUUUAUUUAUUUUUACGAUCUAAUGUUUCAAGAAAGAAAAUUUAAAAAUUUUAAAUUACAUUUUACUUAUAGGAAUAAUAUGUACUCCAAAUGCUCUUUUGGACUCUCUUCUGGACUGUUUGAUAGUACUGAAAUUGUUCUAAUAUAAUCUUAAUUAUACUUGAAUGAGGCUGAGAAAGAUUGAGGUUUUCAAAUCAAUAUGGACAAACCUAUGAAGACGAUUCAAAUUAUUGUGCGAAACCUUGAUGUUAAUGGUAGUGCUUGUCAAAAAGAAAGCGAAAUAAAUCAAGUACAAAUUCCUUUCAACAUAAAUACAGAGGAAAUAAAAAAUAUCAUAUGUCACUCUUUAUGCAUCAAAAACUAUAAUAUGAAAAUAAUAAAAAUGAGAACAUCUGAUCAUGAAAUAAUUCCGUUCAAAACUGUACUGCGGAAUUUUCCAAUUGAGAAAGUAUUUGUUCUCGAAAUAAAAGAUGACGUAGGUUGUAAAAAUUUAGGAAAGUUUGAGACGAGUGGUGCUACGAGUCAUCAUCAUCCAAUUAUCGAUUUGGAAUUAAUGGAACUUGAAAAAAAAAUAAUAGCAAUUGAAAAUGAUCUUCCUGAACUAGUAUUAAAUGAAUACAAAAUAAUGGAAAGGACUUCAAGAAAAAUCACUAAUUGUGCUGAGCAUUUAGAACGUAUAGUACAAGAAUACAGCUAGAGCAAUUAAAUUUAUUGAUUUUUAAAUAACUAUAAAUAUAAUGUUCCAUGAAAUUUGACACAAUUUUAUGAACAAAUCCAAAAUACUUCAUUUUCUGAUGCUUUAGAGUAAAGUUAGCGCAUAAACGCAGCAAGCAAGAUGUGAAUGAUGAAAAGGAGGCAUAAAUAUGAAUUUACAACAAGGCUCUAAAAUGGCGUACAAUACUCAUG
This is a messenger RNA of Trichogramma pretiosum, 1068 nucleotides long. RefSeq lists its product as uncharacterized. The transcript is spliced from 5 exons. Lineage: Eukaryota; Metazoa; Arthropoda; Insecta; Hymenoptera; Trichogrammatidae. The coding region runs from base 362 to 859 and encodes 165 amino acids. The record is from RefSeq and is a predicted model, not a curated record.